Messenger RNA from Echinops telfairi (small Madagascar hedgehog), 939 nucleotides. RefSeq names its product olfactory receptor 6C74-like. Gene Ontology annotation, biological process: G protein-coupled receptor signaling pathway. Gene Ontology annotation, cellular component: membrane. The coding region runs from base 1 to 939 and encodes 312 amino acids. The record is from RefSeq and is a predicted model, not a curated record. Gene Ontology annotation, molecular function: G protein-coupled receptor activity; olfactory receptor activity. NCBI's taxonomy places the organism in Eukaryota, Metazoa, Chordata, Mammalia, Afrosoricida, Tenrecidae. The transcript has a single exon.
AUGGGAAACCAUACAAAAGUGAUCAUGUUUGUCCUGACAGGUUUGACUGAUGACCCACAAUUGAAAAUUGUUUUAUUUAUUUUCUUGCUUCUCACCUACAUGCUCAGCAUCACUGGCAAUCUGAUCAUCAUCACACUCACUCUGCUAGAUGCUCACCUCAAGACCCCCAUGUACUUUUUCCUUCGGAAUUUUUCUCUCCUUGAAAUUUCUUAUACAACUACAUGCAUCCCUAAACUGCUGGCUAGCAUGGCAACUGGAGACAACACUAUUUCCUAUAACUGCUGUGCUGCUCAAUUGUUUUUUGCCUUCCUUCUGGGAGCAUCUGAAUUUUACCUACUGGCAGCUAUGUCUUAUGACCGCUAUGUGGCCAUCUGCAAGCCCUUACAUUAUACAACCAUCAUGAACAGCAAAAUUUGCACACAGCUUGUCCUCAGCUGUUGGCUUGCUGGGUUCCUUGUUAUCUUUCCACCACUCGUCAUGGGUCUUGACCUUGACUUCUGUGCCUCCAACAUCAUUGAUCAUUUUUACUGUGACACGACUCCCCUCCUGCAGAUCUCCUGCACAGACACGCGGCUCCUUGAGACAAUGGCUUUCAUCCUGGCUUUAGUGACACUCUUGGUCACGUUGGUAAUGGUGUUAAUAUCAUAUGCCUACAUUGCCCGUACGAUUUUCAAAAUUCCUUCAACUAGUCAGAGGAAAAAGGCGUUUUCGACAUGUUCUUCUCACAUGAUUGUGAUCUCUAUCUCAUAUGGCAGUUGCAUCUUCAUGUAUGUUAAGCCCUCAGUCAAGGAGAAUGUGUCAUUUUCCAAGGGAAUUUCAGUGCUCAAUACCUCCGUCGCCCCACUUUUGAACCCUUUCAUCUACACUCUAAGAAAUCAACAAGUGAAAAAAGCCUUUAUAAAUAUGAUGCACAGGAUUGCCUCAAUUUCAAAUGAAUGA